CAAACGAUACAGACUUGGACGACACUGCUGCAUAGACGCAGCACGAUACCGCUGCAGUAGACUAGCGUACCGCCCGCCCCGCCUCGCCUCGCUCCGCUCCGCUCAGCGCCGCCGCGAUGCAGCUGGCACGGUAUCAGGUCUCGACGCUCCGCCCGCCACCCAUCCUCGGCGUGACGUUUGCGCACGACUCGGGCAUCUUCACCGUCGCCACUGAGACGGGGUACGAGGUGUGGCGGACAUAUCCAUUAGGCCUGGUACGGCGGCGAACCCUCGCAGGAACCCUCGCGCGCGCAGUCCCGCUCCUCGCCUCGCCGUUGAUAGUGUUGCAGGGCGGCGGCGCCAACCCGCUCUUUCCGCCCAACAAGGCCGUGCUGUACCAUGAUGGGCUGGGUGCGCCGGUCGCCGAGCUCGAGUUCAGCGAGCGGAUACGCGGAAUCGCCGUGCGCCACCGCACCGUCGUCAUUGUGCUCCUCCACCGCGCGUUCGCGUACGAGUACACUACCGGCAAAGAGGGCUUCUCGGUGCGCAAGAUCAACGAGUGGGAGACGGCCGAGAACGAGGCUGGCCUCGCAGCGGUCGCGACGGCGCCGGGCGCCACCCUCCUCGCGUUGCCAGGACGGCAGCCAGGACACGUCCAGCUGAUCAACCUCCCGCCGUGUGCGCCCGUGGGCGGCGGGCCAACAACGUCGUCGGGCACGUUCCGUUCGCCUAUCCUGCUGGCGCACACGCACAAGCUGUUCUCGCUCAGCUGCAGCGCGAGCGGCGCGCACCUCGUGACUGCCAGCGAGCGGGGCACGCUCCUCCGCGUGUGGGACACGGCGCGCGGCGCGCUCGAGGCCGAGCUGCGCCGCGGCGUCGACCCCGCGCAGAUCUGGGGCACAGUGUUUGAGGACGCGCCGUUCUUCCCUCCUGAUGCAGCGGACGACGAACGGCGCAGAGAGUACGCCAAGCGCAAGGGCGGACGCGUGGCGGGAUGGAGCGACAAGGGCACGGUGCAUAUCUGGCAUGGGGAGGGAGGAGGGAGUGCUCCAAAGCCAGCCAAGUCGAUACAAGAGUCGCUGGGGAACAGGCUGUCCAAGGCGUUAUCGCUCCCCAACUAUUUCUCGUCCACGGCCUCGUACGCGCAGUACACGCUACCAAGGAAGAACCCCCACGCGUUCAGCGGGGCGAUUGGAGCAGCGGCCGAGGCGGCCGGCGUGCCGAGCAUGCGUAUCAAUGAGGAGGCGGACAAGGAGCCCGAGGCGGAGCGGUACGCCGUCGCGUGGAUCGAGGUGGACGUCGAGGACGACGUGGUGCCGCCGUCCGAGGAGAAGCGGCCAAGGAGGCCAACGGGCGGGAUGAGCAUGGGCUCGCGCGAGGAGCGGCACUCGUUCGGGUCGGACGCGACGAGCACGCGCACCGCCACGCCGACACUACGCCGCGCCGAGACGCCGACGCAGAGCACGUUCCGCGGCGGCGUGGGCGGCGUCGAGCGCCGCCCGUCCACUGGCUCCGCGAGGACUGCGCAGCCACGCGCGCGCUUCCGCAAGCCCGAGAAGCCCGCGUCGACCAAGACGCGCCGCGAGAGACAGCUCGUCAUUGUUACAUACAGCGGCGACUGGUACCGCCUCCGCAUUCCUCGCCCGCGCGAGACGGAGGACGGCGCGCCAGACGAGCGCAAGUCCAAGCUCCUGUGCGAGCUCGUAGAGUAUCGUCGUCUCGGCGUCGGCGGCGGUGGGUGGUAG
This is a messenger RNA of Vanrija pseudolonga, 1724 nucleotides long. RefSeq names its product WD repeat domain phosphoinositide-interacting protein 3 (gene wdr45b). The transcript is spliced from 5 exons. The coding region runs from base 117 to 1724 and encodes 535 amino acids. Gene Ontology annotation, biological process: autophagy of mitochondrion; protein localization to phagophore assembly site; protein lipidation. Gene Ontology annotation, molecular function: phosphatidylinositol-3,5-bisphosphate binding; protein binding; phosphatidylinositol-3-phosphate binding. The record is from RefSeq and is a predicted model, not a curated record. Lineage: Eukaryota; Fungi; Basidiomycota; Tremellomycetes; Trichosporonales; Trichosporonaceae. Gene Ontology annotation, cellular component: phagophore assembly site membrane; cytosol; extrinsic component of membrane.